Messenger RNA from Mycetomoellerius zeteki, 302 nucleotides. Its product is annotated as chymotrypsin-1. Gene Ontology annotation, molecular function: serine-type endopeptidase activity. The annotation marks the transcript as partial. The transcript has 2 exons. The record is from RefSeq and is a predicted model, not a curated record. Gene Ontology annotation, biological process: proteolysis. NCBI's taxonomy places the organism in Eukaryota, Metazoa, Arthropoda, Insecta, Hymenoptera, Formicidae.
GUUGAUGGAAGUAUUCCAAAUAACUUGCAAGAAAUUGAGUUAAUAGUUUAUCCACAGGGAGAUUGCAAGAGAGUUGAAUCGAAAGUGAGAGAUAGUCAUAUCUGUACUUUGACUAAAGAAGGAGAAGGAGCAUGCUACGGAGAUUCUGGUGGACCAUUGGUGGCCAAUGGAGCUCAAAUUGGAAUCGUUUCCUUUGGUACUCCCUGCGCGUUUGGAUUCCCAGAUAUUUACACAAGAGUUUCCAAUUUCGUAUCAUGGAUCAAUGAACAUUUGAAGAAAUAAGAAAUAAGAACAUUAUUUAA